AUGGAGCACCACCAGAGCAUCACCUCGCCGCGCCAGCUCCUCCGCGUAUACGGGUACAACAUAUCCGAUGCCCCCGCGGGCACGUACGUCGUCGUCCGCCUCCACUUCAACUUCGUCACCACCGAGAACACCUUCCUGCGGAUCGUCGUCGGCGGCCGCGCGCUCACCACGGACGUGCACGGGUCCCCGAGCAACCUGCCGGGCGAGUGGGACCUGCGGGCGAUCGUCCCCGAGCUCGGGAGCGCCUACCCUGCUGCGCACCAGGCGUCGACCGCAAACUGUAUCAUUGAUUCGCUCGUCUUCGGCAAAUACACCUUUUCGCGCCGCCACACGAGCCCUGCGCUGAUGUGCAAGCAGGAGGCCGCGGACGAGCACCUCGGCCUCUUCGCCCCCGCCCCGCGCUCGCACCACUCCUCCUCGCGGCCGACGUCGAGCGGGGGCGGCGCCGCGCGGUCGCGCGCGCUGAACGCGUCGAUGGUCUCCCCGCGCGACGCCGCCGGCGCGCGCACGCAGCUCAAGAAGCAGUCGCUCAUCCGCGCGCGGCGGUCGAGCGGGGACGACGACGACGCGGACGCCGCGUUCCGCGCCUCGCUCGUGCUCACGACGGCGACGGAGCCGCUCGCGCGCGUGUGCGACUGGGACGAGGAGGAGCGGGUGCUCGGCCGGCGGCUGGUGCGCUUCACGCGCGUGCAGGAGGGCUGCACGCUCCGCGUCGCGGCCGAACCACUCCGGCCGAGCGAGUACGCGGACGGGGACGCGGUGGUGUCGUGCAUCCACCGGCCGCCGGAGUGGGUCGGGCCGGACGAGGCGCCGCAGUCGCAGUGCUGCAUCACCUCGGUGGACAUCAUCUUCCUGCUCGAGUGCCUCGUGGGCGACAACAAGGCCGGCAUGGAGGAGUUUUUCCAGAAGAUUAUGGAUUUCCCCGCCCCGAAGCCGCGUAACAUCGAAAAGGACGUCAAGGUGUUUGACUGGGCGGUGCUGCCGCAGGCUCUGGACAAGAUCAUCUCAAAAUACGUAAGUCGCCCCGCCUUUUUGAUGGAGCUGCAAGCUGUUGCUUUGGAGUCGUCGGCUGCCGUGCCCCAGAGGAGCAACCUCGCACCAUCAAGCCAGGCAAUGCACGCCGUCGGCUCCUACUCUGCGUCCUCGUCACCCGUCCAGGACGUGAAGCCAUCCUUCGAAGCGUCGUACUUUUACCCUCAGCAGCACUCGUAUCGCAAUCCGUACGCGCCGCCGCUCGACGGCUACGAAAACCCCCUGCUCACUGCGACUGGUCUCCCUGCCCCUGCAAACGUGUGCGACAGCUUCAUGUCCUCGCACUCGCACUCACCAUCCCCCACCCCGCUCCUCACCACGCCCGCAGACUCUCCGGUGAUGUCGCUCUCGUACACAGACUCGACGCUGGCGGGCCACAACCAGCCAAUGUAUCCGACCAGCUCGUUCAUGGACCACAGCACGUACGGGUCCUCGUACGGCCACGCGCCCUCGGCAUCGUACGACGGUUCCGACUACCGCCGUGUCAAGCUACCCGACCUCCAGGGCUCACACACGCUCAUCUAA
Molecule: messenger RNA, 1557 nt
Organism: Epithele typhae
Lineage: Eukaryota; Fungi; Basidiomycota; Agaricomycetes; Polyporales; Epitheliaceae
Exons: 6
Coding region: 1-1557 (518 amino acids)
Cellular component (GO): nucleus
Source: RefSeq, a predicted model, not a curated record